GCGGAUUGACUAUUGCAGGCUCUGUAUGUGGCGCAUGAGUAUGCGUUUCGGGAUGUAACGGCUGUAUCUCGGUUUAACGAUACUGAAUUUAAACAUAUAUACAAACAUAUAUAUAUGCACACGGGACUUAGAAGAUAGGAUACCUUAGGAGAGCGGACACUAAAUAAGGGAGUUUACGACAGCACGGAGCGGAGGCAGACACGGGAGCGUGGCAGGAGGGACGCUCUAGCAAACCCAACCGACACCGCACGCAGAAAUGGCGGAGCACCACGCAGCCAGCGACGGCAGGCACAAAGCGUCCACCAAUGCCGGGGGCUCGGUGCACGGGAACAGCCGACCCGGCGCCGCGGGUGGAGGAGGGGGCAAAGGAGGCCUGUCUGGCGGACUGACACAGCCAGCAGGGUGGCAGUCUCUACUCUCGUUUAGUAUUCUUUUCCUGGCCUGUCUGGCGGGAUUCAGCUCCAGACUUUUCGCGGUGAUCCGGUUCGAGAGCAUCAUCCACGAGUUUGAUCCAUGGUUCAACUAUAGAUCAACACAUCAUCUCACCACAAAUGGCUUCUACGAGUUCCUCAACUGGUUUGAUGAAAGGGCCUGGUACCCAUUGGGAAGGAUUGUUGGUGGCACAGUAUACCCAGGGUUAAUGGUGACUGCGGGCCUCAUCCACUACGUGCUCAACCUGCUCCACAUUACUGUCCACAUCCGUGAUGUGUGUGUCUUUCUGGCACCGGUGUUCAGCGGUCUGACCGCCAUCUCCACCUUCCUGCUGACAAGGGAGCUGUGGAACCAGGGUGCAGGUCUGCUGGCGGCCUGCUUCAUUGCCAUCGUCCCUGGCUAUAUCUCCCGCUCUGUCGCAGGCUCUUUCGACAAUGAGGGCAUCGCCAUCUUCGCCCUCCAGUUCACUUACUACCUCUGGGUGAAAUCAGUGAAGACAGGCUCAGUAUUCUGGACUAUUGGCUGCUGUCUCUCCUAUUUCUACAUGGUGUCGGCGUGGGGUGGCUAUGUGUUCAUAAUCAACCUGAUUCCUCUGCAUGUGUUUGUGCUGCUGCUGAUGCAACGCUACAGCAGAAGAGUCUACAUCGCAUACAGCACUUUCUACAUUGUGGGUCUCGUACUGUCAAUGCAGAUCCCUUUUGUCGGCUUCCAGCCAAUCAGGACCAGUGAGCACAUGGCUGCUGCCGGUGUGUUUGCACUUCUCCAAGCCUAUGCCUUCCUGCAGUACCUGAAGGACAGGCUUACCAGACAGGAGUUCCAGACGCUUUUCUUCCUCGGAGUCUCUCUGGCUGCCGGCGUGGUCUUCCUCACCGUGAUCUAUCUCACAUACACAGGAUACAUCGCUCCAUGGAGUGGUCGUUUCUACUCUCUCUGGGACACGGGCUAUGCAAAGAUCCACAUCCCCAUCAUAGCGUCGGUGUCGGAGCACCAGCCGACGACAUGGGUCUCCUUCUUCUUUGACCUCCACAUCCUGGUCUGCACCUUCCCAGCAGGCCUCUGGUUCUGCAUCAAGAACAUCAACGAUGAACGAGUGUUUGUGGCCCUGUACGCCAUCAGUGCAGUCUAUUUUGCCGGCGUGAUGGUGCGUCUGAUGCUGACACUGACACCGGUGGUGUGCAUGCUGUCAGCCGUGGCCUUCUCCAGCGUCUUUGAGCAUUACAUGGGAGACGACACAAAGAGGGAGAAACCCCCUGCUGAAGACAGCAGUGAUGAGGAUGACAAGAGGAAUUCUGGGAAUCUCUAUGACAAGGCUGGAAAGGUGCGCAAGCAUGUGUCAGAGCAGGAGAAAGCAGAGGAAGGUUUGGGUCCAAACAUUAAGUCCAUAGUCACCAUGUUGAUGUUGAUGCUGCUGAUGAUGUUCGCCGUCCACUGCACCUGGGUCACCAGCAACGCCUACUCCAGUCCCAGUGUGGUGCUCGCCUCGUACAACCACGACGGGACGCGUAACAUCCUGGAUGACUUCAGGGAGGCUUACUACUGGUUGCGACAGAACACAGACGAGCAUGCCCGCGUCAUGUCGUGGUGGGACUACGGUUACCAGAUUGCCGGCAUGGCCAACAGGACCACGCUCGUAGAUAACAACACAUGGAACAACAGUCAUAUAGCACUGGUAGGGAAAGCCAUGUCAUCCAAUGAGAGUGCAGCCUAUAAAAUCAUGAGGUCGCUAGAUGUGGACUACGUGUUGAUCAUUUUCGGAGGAGUGAUCGGCUACUCAGGGGACGAUAUAAACAAGUUCCUGUGGAUGGUGAGGAUAGCGGAAGGAGAGCACCCGAAGGAUAUCAGGGAGAGUGACUACUUCACCCCACAAGGAGAGUUCAGGGUGGACAAGGCCGGUUCACCAACUCUGCUCAACUGCCUCAUGUACAAGAUGUCCUAUUAUCGAUUUGGUGAAAUGCAGCUGGACUUCCGGACACCACCUGGCUUCGAUCGCACACGCAACGCUGAGAUCGGCAACAAGGACAUCAAGUUCAAGCACCUGGAGGAGGCGUUCACCUCGGAGCACUGGCUGGUCAGGAUCUACAAGGUGAAGAACCUGGACAACAGAGAGCCUCUGGACCACAAGCUUCGCAGUGUAGUGCCCAAGCAGAAGUACACCUCCAAAAAGACCGCCAAGAGGAAGCGAGGACACAUCAGGAACAAGCUCGUCCUGAGGAAAGGCAAGAAACUACAAAAGAAAUAAUGAUGAUGAUGAUGAUGAACUCUUCUAGGAAAACAAACAAAUAAAUGCGAAGAAACCUCUAACAACCAAUGAAGAAGAACACAGGGGCCAUUUGGUCUCAAGCGCUUCUCAUUAGGGCGCCCCCAUGUGUUGAGGAAGUUGAAGUGUCGUAUCUGGCUAGCUCCAGAACUAUUGUCCGUUUUAUCCUGAGGACCGCUGUCUUGCUUUUUUUUCUCUUGUUUUUGUUUUUCUGUUGUUUGUUUAUUUUUUUAAUUUGUACUUGAAUGUGUGGCAAGGUAUAGGGCUGCUCUACUUGGUUUGGCGUCUGUUAAUUUUUGUGGUACGUUUAUUAACUGCUUAUCAGUACGGGGGUUGGGUGAAGGGGAAACGAGAGAAGACUAGGAACAUUUGCACCAAAGACCCAUCGACCUUGCUCCAUGGCACAUGCGAACUUAUUACUGAGAGUGAGGAAGCGCAGGAGUGAAAGCUGAGGACUUUGUUCCUGACACGUGUACAGAGGACAGUAUGCGGUAUGGAGGAACGUUACCAUCUAGGCACAGCCCAUCUGUAAUAUUAACCUUUUUAUCAUCAUCAUCAUCAUUUACAUCUGCCUGGCUCCCUGACCCUUAUUUUUCAACAAAUUCUUUAAGAAAAAUUGGCCUAAUAUGUAAAUAUGUUAUGUAAAGAAAAUGUCUAAAAGGAUGGUAAUAUAUUGGAUUAUGGUGUGGUGAUUUUUAAAUAUGCAGUUUUUGUUCUUCUCUUAAUUUCAUUAUGUGAUUGUUUUUGGAGGGGUUUUUGUUUGUUUUUGUUUGUUUUUGUUUUGUAUGACAACAAAUAGAACAGUGAAUGCAAUAAUUCUUGUACAGAGGGGCUUGAGAUUUUGUUGAAAGAAUGAAUGUGAAUUUUUACAAAGUUCCCCCCUCCCCCCUUUUUCAUGAAUUGCAUAGAUUGUAUAUUUCUGCUGCUAGGAUUUUAAAGACGGAAGCAAGCAACUGUGUGUAAAAAGUAGUGAUAAUAAAUUAGGCGGAGGGAGCUCUCUAGUUCAGUGAGCAAAGCCUAGUGCCUCAUCGCUGGUCAUCAUCACCUCGUUCAUUUGUGACAGUCUACCUUGUUAACGUUUUGUUUAGCUCAUUAUGUAUCAAUGGGGCGGGUUGGGUGCUUCGACCAGACUGAUGCAGUGGAAACUGGAAAUUUUCAAGAUGUCUGGAAAUAGACAAUGGUGAACUGUGAAGAGGGGUAGUUGUACUGAAAUUAGAGAAGACAUGUUAACUGAGGUCAGGAAAGGUAAGAACUUCCAUCACUGUCUGAAACUUAAAGAUACUCUCGAGCUGUGUCCCAAUUCCAUACUGCAUACAAGUCUUAGGUAGUGAGUAUGUAGCUUAUUCACACUGUAGAAUUAACCGCUGUUCUCUAAAUAUGUCAGUGAGCAUUAAUACUUCAACCAGCUGUUAUUAUACGUGUCAAAAAAAAUAACAAAAAUGUCCAGAAGUUUCCCAGAGCCCAAAGUUGUCUUGGUGAUGAACAGUCUAAAAACAAAACAUAUUUAAUUCAUUAACAGAGAAACAACAAUCUAAAAAGUAAAACAAGCAAAUAUCACUCAAUUAAAAAGCUUACCAAUUAAUUUUUAAUCAUUUCCCUUCAAAUCUAGUUUGUUCACUGUAGAAUAAACAGCUAUUCUCAAAUAUGUCUGUAAGUGUGCGGGUGACAAACAAGUAUUUUUAUUAUCAUUCAUAAUCCGCCAAUUAUUUUCUCAAUUAAUUGAUUAUGUUUUUGUCUAUAAAAUGUCAUAAAACAAAAAAAAAAAAGCCUGUAACAGUUUCACAGGUGACGUCAGUAAAUGUUUUGUUUUGCCUGAUGGACUGAUAGAGGGUCCAAAACAGAAAAAUAUACAGUUUAGAAUGAGAGAAAAGGCUUUUACAUUUGAGGAUCUGCAACAGACAAAUAUUUGGCAUUGAAAAAUGACGCAAACAAUUAAUUGAUUGUCAAAAAUUGUUGCAGAUCUAUGGGUUAUUCCACUGAUUAAGAAUUGCUGCACCAUAAAGUAUGGGACUUUGCAAGAGACCAGCAAACCUGCCUGGUUUUUGCCCAUGUCUUUCAAACUCCACAUCCUCAGUUUGUAACUUAGUUAAAAAUGUUAAAUCUCAAGCUCAGUCAUAGACAAACCUGACGAUAUCACAAUUGCUUCAUGUGUAAAAGUGAUGGAGUGGCCCUUUCAUUUUCUGUCAGUUGACUCUAGUAUCUGGUACAGAUACUAGUUUAGAUAGAUUUUUUGAUUCCACUGUUAAUACUUGAUGAAUCUGCUUUGUUAAAGUACCUCAGAAUCAAUUCAAUAUUUCGUGCAUAGUGUAUACUUAGUAAUAUUAGUUUAUAGUAGAGCUGCAGUUAACAGUUAUUUUAGUUUUUAAUUGUUUGGAGCCUAAAAUGUCAGAAAAUACUUUUAGAAAAUGCCUUUCACAGUUUCCAAGUCCAAGAUGACAUAUUGUAAUUGUUUUUUUGUCCAACCCACAGACAACACGCCCCCCCCCCCCCCCCCCCCUUAACUGAUGGUUAAAGCUCUAGUGUACAGAAUAGGAUUGGGACACAGCUCUAAUCAGCAGUAACCUUUGACGACUUCUCCUAUGGGCACUGCACUGUUCUUUGUGUUUUGGUUCCUACAGAUGCCAUGUGUAAACACUAAAGGAGUUUCUGUAUGUGCACGCUUCAGUAACCUUUUUAUUUUUUAUCAAAUAAGUGACACAUCAAAAGACUAACACAUCAUACAACUGUACUUCUUUUUGUCACAUCUCACAAAAAGUGACUUUAUUAGUUUCUCCUCUUUAUUUUUUCUUGACACCUUUUUUAAAAAAAAAAAAGAAAAGAAAAAACUUACGUGAAUCACUUUGUUCUCUUUGCUUUUGAUCUUCUCUGCAACUGUGUGUCACCAUUUCAGGCUUCAGACCUUUGACACAAUGCCACAUUGUUAUUCAGUUACACAACGCCUAAAACUGUGUCAUGUCCUUUGAUUUCUCAUUUGUCAAAAGGAGAGAGAUCAGACUAAGCCUUAAUGUGAUGUACAGUUUGUUUCCCUUUUGUUCAUUUUGUGUUCCUUUUUGAAUUAGGAACGGUGGAACAGUUCUUUCCUCUACUAAGUUCACUCAUUUCUUAGUAGCUCAGUGCCGUCUGUCCCCCACACCGUUCUUUGGUUUGAUGCAGUCCCUCCCCGCUUCUCUCUGCUCACCUUCAAAGUUUACAUUUUUACAUUGUUGUUCUGUUCAGCCAUCUUUAAAUACACACUUCAAUGAAAA
Molecule: messenger RNA, 5934 nt
Organism: Seriola dumerili (greater amberjack)
Lineage: Eukaryota; Metazoa; Chordata; Actinopteri; Carangiformes; Carangidae
Product: dolichyl-diphosphooligosaccharide--protein glycosyltransferase subunit STT3B
Exons: 16
Coding region: 257-2671 (804 amino acids)
Biological process (GO): post-translational protein modification
Cellular component (GO): membrane
Molecular function (GO): dolichyl-diphosphooligosaccharide-protein glycotransferase activity
Source: RefSeq, a predicted model, not a curated record